AUGAAAGCGGAAAGGAUGCCAGGAUACCCGGCGGAAUCCUCGUCGGAUCCGUGUUCCUGCUUUGAAGACGUUGGUGAGAGACAUGAGACGGAACAGGGUACUUGGCAACAGCUGGAUCUCAACCGUCGUCGUUCCUCGAAGGCCAAGCCUGGGCGAAAUAAGGUGAAAUUGGUUGCCGUUCCACCUAUCCUGGGAGAAAGACUACUGCCAUCUAUCAUAUGGCUGAGCCAGCAGUAUUCACCACUUCGUGAGGGUGAAUUGACAAGACCCAAGUCUGGACAGUUGCCAGAGACCCAUGUUACAUGGAAGGGGAAGUACGAUCCAUCGCUCGAGUUGACAACUGUGGGAAAGUUUGUAUCUACGAGUACACACACUUCCGAGACGGCGGGGUUUACCGGAACGGGGAUAAGAACAAUUGGAGGUGCUUGA
Messenger RNA from Tremella mesenterica DSM 1558, 429 nucleotides. RefSeq lists its product as uncharacterized. The record is from RefSeq and is a predicted model, not a curated record. The transcript is spliced from 4 exons. NCBI's taxonomy places the organism in Eukaryota, Fungi, Basidiomycota, Tremellomycetes, Tremellales, Tremellaceae. Bases 1 to 429 code for a protein of 142 amino acids.